This is a messenger RNA of Parascedosporium putredinis, 573 nucleotides long. The record is from the annotation of a GenBank genome assembly. Lineage: Eukaryota; Fungi; Ascomycota; Sordariomycetes; Microascales; Microascaceae.
AUGGAUCUCAUGGAAAUGUGGAAGUUGAUAUACCAGGAGGAGCUGCCCCCGGAUAUUGGGCCUGUGAAGGACAUUUUGGAGGAAUACAGCGGGAUAGACUCCACCGAGGUGGAGGCACAUCUUCAUACUAUUAUCGGCUUCGAGCUCUUCCGCGACCGGCACCGGACGCCGGCGGGCUUUGUCGUGGGCAACAUGAUGGACGAUGUCGACGAAGGGCUCGAGAAGAUUGACGGACGGAUAUCGAUAGUGCACGCCUCCAAUUUCUGGCACCUCUUCAACUGGACGCAGCAGCUCGCCAUGGCGGUGCGGUUGGUGCGGUUCUUCAAAAUGGGCGAGAAACGAGCAAUGAUAUAUGGCCGACAUGUCGGCACCCACAAAGCGGGAUCACAACUAAAAGCGCGUCAUCCUUCCUCCAUGACCAAAAACAUUUCAACGGUUAUGGGACGACGUCGGCGCUCUCACGGACACAAGGUGGAGAGUCGAAAUGGAAUUUUAGGCGAGCGGUUAGCCCAAAUACCGGGCUUCAACGGCGAGACGAUGGCGGCCAGAUAUGGCGUGUACCAAAUAAACUAG